UAUAGUAAACGCACAUACGCCAAAGAAUAUACACGCUUGUUUAGCCCUGAUAAUCCUGUUUUCUCUUUUGGUGUCUGAUUUGAGCACGUGGAUAUACGCAAAAGAAUUUUUAUUUUAAUUCUGUUAUAUAAAAUAUAAUAAAACUCAUGGGUAAGCCAGGAUUCUCGCCCGGUGGAGGUAGAGGAGGUCGAGGCGGCUUCGGUGGCGGAAGAGGCGGCGGCGAUCGUGGAGGCAGAGGUGGUGGAAGGGGUGGUUUCGGUGGCCGCGGAGGAGGUGGCGGAAGAGGUGGAUUCGGAGGACGCGGGGGCGGAGGAGGCACACCACGUGGUCGUGGAGGUGGCCGCGGUGGUGGAAGAGGACGAGGUGGUGGCGGUGGUGGUUUCAGAGGCGGAAAAACUGUCAUCAUCGAACCCCAUCGUCACGAAGGUGUCUUCAUCGCUAGAGGCAAAGAAGACGCGCUCGUCACUCUCAAUUUAGUUCCCGGCUCAGAAGUCUAUGGCGAGAAGAGAAUAAGCGUCGAGAGUGAUAAUGGAGAAAAAGUGGAAUACAGAGUCUGGAAUCCGUUUAGAUCAAAGUUGGCAGCCGCCAUCCUAGGAGGUGUCGAUCAAAUCCACAUGCCACCGGGCAGUAAAGUUCUGUACCUCGGAGCCGCUUCAGGAACAACGGUGUCUCACGUUGCUGAUGUUGUCGGACCAGAAGGUUUGGUGUAUGCAGUGGAAUUUUCCCACAGAUCUGGUAGAGAUUUAAUAAACGUAGCGAAGAAGAGGACAAAUAUUAUUCCUAUAAUCGAAGAUGCGAGACAUCCACACAAGUACAGAAUGUUAGUAGGCAUGGUCGAUACAGUAUUCGCAGAUGUGGCCCAACCAGAUCAAGCAAGAAUAGUGGCACUCAACUCUCAGUACUUCCUCAAGAAUGGAGGACACUUUGUCAUCUCCAUCAAGGCGAGUUGCAUUGACUCCACCGCACAACCAGAAGCAGUGUUCGCUGCUGAAGUGAAGAAACUAAUUAGCGAUAAACUGAAACCACAAGAACAGAUCACUCUUGAACCGUACGAACGAGACCACGCUGUCGUUGUUGGCUCAUUUAGACCUCCAGCGAAAAAGGCUGUAUGAAUGAUUUUCAUAUUACAGUGAAUAAGUUCGUAAAUAUUAAUUAUUCUCUAAUUGUCAAUAUAUUUUUCCUACAAAAUUGUUUUUCUACAAUGCAUUUGUUAAGUACUUUUUUUUAUCUUACACUUCUGACCUUUUCCUUUAAGUAAGGUACUAAAAUAUGGCCAACAGAUCUUUAUAUAUUUGUACUUUGCGACAUAAUACAAAAAGUAAAUGAGAAUGUUGUAUAUUGUUACACCAUUGAUAAUAUAGUAUUUUCCCAGUUAUAAUCAAAUUAAGAGAUUUCAAUUUAAAAAUAUAACUUUAGUUUCUAACAAAUUUUAUCGAUCUUUAAGACGAUAAGUUUUGUACGGAUCGUUCAUUUUUUUACAGAAAAAUAAAUAAAUUGGGGAAAUAAAGUUUCCUAUAUUUUAGAUGUA
Messenger RNA from Leptopilina heterotoma, 1528 nucleotides. It is a transcript of the gene Fib, whose product is annotated as rRNA 2'-O-methyltransferase fibrillarin. The record is from RefSeq and is a predicted model, not a curated record. The transcript has 5 exons. The coding region runs from base 147 to 1112 and encodes 321 amino acids. Gene Ontology annotation, biological process: box C/D sno(s)RNA 3'-end processing; rRNA methylation. Gene Ontology annotation, cellular component: small-subunit processome; Cajal body; box C/D methylation guide snoRNP complex. Gene Ontology annotation, molecular function: histone H2AQ104 methyltransferase activity; rRNA methyltransferase activity; RNA binding. NCBI's taxonomy places the organism in Eukaryota, Metazoa, Arthropoda, Insecta, Hymenoptera, Figitidae.